Molecule: messenger RNA, 807 nt
Organism: Olea europaea var. sylvestris
Lineage: Eukaryota; Viridiplantae; Streptophyta; Magnoliopsida; Lamiales; Oleaceae
Exons: 1
Coding region: 1-807 (268 amino acids)
Source: RefSeq, a predicted model, not a curated record
AUGGAGGUCUUUUCGGGGCUAAUGGGAUUGAUGGUUGCUGAACAGGACUUUAAAUACCACUGGAGAUGUGAGAAGGAGAAGAUCACCCACUUAUGUUUUGCUGAUGAUCUUAUGGUCUUUUGUAGAGCUGAGGUUGGUUCUGUCUCGAUCAUUGGGGAAUGCCUUAAUCGAUUCAAAACUCUUUCUAGACUUAUUCCUAAUCCAGAUAAGAGUAAUUUAUUUGCCAGUGGUGUUUCUACAUAUCUUAAGGAUCAGUUGCUUGAUAUUUUGGGAUAUAAGGAGGGCGUGCUACCGGUACGUUAUCUUGGUGUUCCGUUAAUCUCUACCAAAUUGAGGGCUUUGGAUUGUAAGAUGCUGGUGGACCGUAUUAUAGCUAGGGCUAAGAGUUGGACCUGUCGAGCGCUCUCCUAUGCAGGGAGGUUACAACUUAUUAAGUCAAUGUUAUUUUCUAUUCAAGUCUACUGGUCUUCUGUAUUUCUUUUACCUAAGGCUGUGAUCAAACAAGUGGAAAAUUCAUUGCGGGCCUUCUUGUGGAAGGGUAGUGACCUUGGCGCCGGUGGGUCUAAAGUGGCUUGGGCAAAAAUCUGUAUGCCUAAAGAGGAGGGUGGUUUGGGUCUGCGGGGCUUGGAGAUUUGGAAUAAGGCUACCAUGUUAAAGCAUCUUUGGUCCCUUUGUUCGGAUUGUGCCUCCUCUCUUUGGGUUUCGUGGACACGUUGUUAUUUACUUAGAGGACGGAGCAUUUGGGAAUUGAAGUGUCAUGGGAUUGUUCUUGGAGUUGGAGGAAAAUUCUUGGACUCCGGGAUAUAG